Molecule: messenger RNA, 449 nt
Organism: Cladocopium goreaui
Lineage: Eukaryota; Dinophyceae; Suessiales; Symbiodiniaceae
Source: the annotation of a GenBank genome assembly
ACGGGCUCAAAGCACGUGCCAAUUGGGGCGAGCUUGGUGCCCUUUGCUCGCCUUGGGGAGCGAUGUCGGUGUCUCUGAGCUCUAGGGCCUCCAGGGUCUCAGGAUGGAAGCAGGCAGGACAACCGAACUUGAACCCACGGCUCACCAUCAUGCCGGACACGCCUCUGACGAAUGGUCAGGGCUUUGCACAGAUGGAACUCCGAAUGGAUCAGUUGUCCAAGAAGAUGGAUGCAGUUCUGGAGGAGCUGAGGAGUUGGCGAGAGAAGGCCUUGGUGGAACCGAAGAAAGUGAACCACCAUGUGCUCCUAACGCCUCAACGCUUGGUUCCUGCCGGGCGGGAGGACGACCAGGACAAACCCAGAGUUAGUGUGGCUUCGAACAUGUCUGAAAACGCGAUGAUGCUUCAGCCUACAGUGCGUCAGAUGGAUCUUCACAAUGCCUACAAGUGA